AUGGCCAGCAUCUAUUGUUCAUCCUAUGCCUCGUUUGCCAUUACAUCGAAUGGACAUGUGUUUAGUUGGGGUCGAAAUCAUUACUACAAUUUGGGACACAUUAUAACGCCAAAUUUGUCCAGAAUCACUCAACAAUUGAGAAAAUACCCACGUCGCAGUGCGUUUCUUACAUAUUUUGAUGAGCUUGGUAAAUUGGGUUCGGGCACAUUUGGAACCGUAUAUAAAGUCAAAUACAAAGACAGAUACAGUUUAGGGACAAAUUCAAGAUACGCUAUUAAAGUAAUCGAGCAUGAUGUUAGUUCAGAAUAUGUCGUCCAGUACUUACAUUGUUCGUUAGAAACGGACAAUAUUUGCCGCACAACGUGUAUAAUAACUCAUUUAUACGAUCAAAGUUUAACCUCAGUAUUAGACCUGAAAGGCCCGGCGUUUGGCCGCCGCUCGGCCGAAGAGGCCAUGAAUUUGUCGGAGUAUUAUAUUUCGUGUCAAUUAUUUAAAGAGCUGUUGGAAUGCAUACAAUAUUUACAUGAUUUGAGUCCAGCAGUCAUUCAUCGGGACCUCAAACCCGAUAAUGUUUUGGUAUCACUUAAUCCCCAAAACGGCCGGUAUUUAAAACUAUGUGAUUUUGGUUUAGCCGUAUUACACGAGAGGUCAGGUGUUACCAGACAUACGGGUUGUGUGGGCACAAGUAUUUAUAUGGCAUCUGAAGUGCGGCUAAACAAAGAUUACACGACAAAAGUGGAUGUCUAUAGUUUGGCAGUUGAAUGA
Medioppia subpectinata is the source of this 765-nucleotide messenger RNA. NCBI's taxonomy places the organism in Eukaryota, Metazoa, Arthropoda, Arachnida, Sarcoptiformes, Oppiidae. The record is from the annotation of a GenBank genome assembly.